Parnassius mnemosyne (clouded apollo) is the source of this 417-nucleotide messenger RNA. The record is from the annotation of a GenBank genome assembly. NCBI's taxonomy places the organism in Eukaryota, Metazoa, Arthropoda, Insecta, Lepidoptera, Papilionidae.
AUGUCUAACAAUAUUAAUCCCUUAGCAGGAACAGCACAUUUACUAGAUGAGCUAGACAAGAAGCUCAUGGUACUGCUCCGAGAUGGAAGAACACUGAUCGGAUAUUUACGCUGCGUGGAUCAAUUUGCCAAUCUAGUCCUACAUAAGACUAUUGAAAGAAUUCAUGUUGGAAGAGAGUAUGGCGAUAUACCAAGGGGAAUUUUUAUUGUUAGGGGCGAAAACGUUGUUCUUUUAGGCGAAAUUGAUAAGGACAAAGAAGACAAUUUACCUUUAACUGAAGUAUCAGUUGAUGAUAUUCUAGAUGCUCAAAGAAGGGAACAGGAUGCAAAAAUUGAACAGCAAAAAUUACUUUCAAAGGCUUUGAAAGAAAGAGGCCUCAAUCUGUUAGCGGAUUUAGGUCAUGAUGACAUGUUUUAA